Syngnathoides biaculeatus (alligator pipefish) is the source of this 3462-nucleotide messenger RNA. Its product is annotated as long-chain-fatty-acid--CoA ligase 1-like. NCBI's taxonomy places the organism in Eukaryota, Metazoa, Chordata, Actinopteri, Syngnathiformes, Syngnathidae. Gene Ontology annotation, biological process: very long-chain fatty acid metabolic process; long-chain fatty-acyl-CoA biosynthetic process; long-chain fatty acid metabolic process. The transcript is spliced from 21 exons. Bases 254 to 2350 code for a protein of 698 amino acids. The record is from RefSeq and is a predicted model, not a curated record. Gene Ontology annotation, molecular function: arachidonate-CoA ligase activity. Gene Ontology annotation, cellular component: endoplasmic reticulum; membrane.
GUUUGAGCCAAAAUGUACUUUAUUUUGGAAAGUUUGAUCGGAAGUUGUAGAAUGUGCCACUCCCACCUUUGUAAAUGCAAGCCUGGUCACCUCCGCAAGAAGAGGAAGCCGCUCCUGAGGACUGCUCCAAACAGGGCGUCCAAAAACCAAGCCUACCUUCAGAGCCACAUUCUUACUGUGUACUCCUCACCCAAUCCACCUCGCCCAAGUGAAAACGGAAAACACCACCAUCUGAUACUACAUCAUCAGAAUCAUGCUGAGCCCGGAGUUCUUGAAGAAGCUGAGAUUGCCAGAUCUGGAUUCUGUCAGUCAGUACUGUAGGGGUCUGUCCGUGUCGACGUUAAUCAGCAUGGGAGCGAUCACAGCUGCAACAACCUUCUACAUGGCAACACGACCCAAGGCCCUCCCACCUGUCUGUGAUCUCAAAAUGCAGUCAGUCGAAGUUCCGGGAGGAGAGUUUGUACGUCAAUCACCUCUGCUGAAUGGCGACAGUCUCUUGACACAUUUCUAUGAUGAUGCAAAAACAAUAUAUGAGUUCUUCCUGAGGGGCGCUCAAGUAUCCAAUAAUGGUCCUUUUCUGGGCUCCAGGAAACCCAAAUGUCCUUAUGAAUGGCUGUCCUACCAAGAGGUGAUGGAGCGAACAGAAAAUCUUGGCUCUGCUUUUCUGCAUAAUGGACACUCCAAGGCCACUGACCCCAACAUUGGCAUCUUCUCUCAAAACAGACCUGAGUGGACUAUCACUGAGCUAGCAUGCUACACCUAUUCUCUGGUGUGUGUCCCGCUUUAUGACACACUUGGUGCAGAGGCCAUCAACUACAUUAUAGACAAAGCCUCCAUCUCUACCAUAGUAUGCGAUGUGGCAGAUAAAGUCAGCCUGGUACUUGACUGUGUAAAAGACAAGAAUUACACUGUGAAAACCAUCGUGGUAGUUGAGAGUCCAAGCAAAGAGUUUGUGGACAGAGGCAAGCAAGCUGGAAUCAACAUUCUCAGCUUGCGCGAGAUGGAGGCCAUUGGAAAGGCAAACUAUCACCAACCUGUGCCUCCCAGAAAUGAUGAUAUGGCCGUCAUAUGCUUUACCAGUGGAACAACAGGAAACCCAAAGGGAGCGAUGUUGUCACAUGGGAAUAUUGUGUCCAACUGCUCUGCCUUCCUGAAACAAACACAGGCUACUUGUCCACUGGGUCCCAGGGAUAUCCACAUUUCUUUUCUUCCCCUGGCUCACAUGUUUGAGAGAGUUGUACAGGGAGUGAUGAUGGUUCAGGGAUCCAAGGUUGGAUAUUUCCAGGGAGAUAUUCGUCUUCUGAUGGAUGACGUCUGCACACUAAAACCUACCGUGUUUCCUAUGGUACCUCGCCUUCUAAAUCGGAUGUACGAUAGGAUCUUUGGGCAGGCCAACACUUCUGUGAAGCGGUGGCUGCUGGAUUUUGCUUGCAGUCGAAAGCAAGCAGAGAUGUUGAAAGGCAUCGUAAGGAGAGACAGCAUCUGGGAUAGAUUAAUUUUCAGAAAGGUUCAGGCUAGUCUUGGGGGUUGCGUACGUCUGAUGGUAACUGGCGCUGCACCCGUCUCUCCAAAUGUUCUCACUUUCCUCCGAGCUGCAUUAGGGUGUCAGUUCUAUGAAGGCUAUGGACAGACAGAGUGUACCGGUGGUUGCACUUUGACCAUGCCAGGUGACUGGAUUGCCGGUCACGUUGGUGUGCCUUUGCCUUGUAACUCCAUCAAGCUGGUAGAUGUGGCUGAAAUGAACUACCUGGCUCUAAAUGGCGAAGGAGAGGUGUGUGUGAAAGGUCCCAACGUGUUCCAGGGUUACCUGAAAGAUCCGGAGAAGACUGCGGAGACUAUUGAUGCUGAUGGAUGGGUUCACACCGGGGACAUUGGCAAAUGGCUUCCUAAUGGCACGCUAAAGAUUGUGGAUAGGAAGAAGCACAUCUUCAAACUGGCUCAGGGGGAAUACAUAGCUCCUGAGAAGAUCGAGAAUGUCUAUUUGAGGAGUGAUCCCGUGGCCCAGGUUUUUGUGCAUGGUGACAGCCUACAGGCUUUUCUGGUAGCAGUGGUUGUUCCGGACCAUGACUUCCUGUGUGCUUGGACCAAGAGGACCAUGGGUCUGGAGGGCAGCUACAAUACACUUUGCAGUAGUGUGGACGUCAAGGCAGCCAUCUUGGACGACAUGGUGCGGCUCGGCAAGAACGCUGGUCUGAAGUCAUUUGAGCAGGUGAAGGCCAUAUGUCUCCAUCCUGAACUGUUCUCAGUAGACAAUGGUCUGCUCACGCCAACACUGAAAGCCAAAAGGAACGAACUGAGACAACACUUUCGAUCCCAGAUUGAUGAGCUAUACGUUGGUGUCAAGAUGUAGGACAACAAGAAGAAGUGUGGCUGGAACGAUAGCUGUGAGCGAAGGGCAGACACACACCAAAUGAUGCAACAUGCCAUUUAACUCCAAAGGAACUUUUCACUUCAGACCUCAUACUGUUAGCUUUUAGCGAAAGACAUGCAUUUUUUCCCCCAUAAUUUAAACAGGUUGCCAAGUGUCUUAAUUGUCCUUCUUUGACAUGCUAUUAUCCAAAUACCCCAAAGAUCUAGAAUUAUAAUACUCUACAACAUUCCUUUUUAACACUCGGCGUGAAGUUAUUCGGUUUUGAUUUCUUGUGGGGCCAAUCCCAUAUGGAUUUCAUUUCCCUGACUGCUAGAAGCAAAGCUUCUUGAAACUGUCUUAAAAAGAAUGUACAACAGCCACAGAGCUUCCUGACAGCAAACUACUGGAGAGGAAACUUUUUCCACUGUUGUGUGGAAUUACUUGAGCUGAUUUUUGUAGUAAAUGCAUUUUGCACAUACAGUGGGCACCAUCACCAAACUCAGCGAUUCGCCCUCAAUUUAAUCAAAUGUAAACUGGCCACUUAUGAGCAGCUAACACUAAUUUGUGCAACCAACAGAAGUCAUUGCUGUGCUGCUUGGACAUGGGUGGAUAAAAUCUGUGUGGGCCCAUUUAUGCACAUUUAACAUACUCCUGCAUCUCAAACUGGCGACAUUCAGGAUUGCGUUCAAACAGACACGUUUUUGAAAACGGGGAGUUCACAAAACAUUUACUUGGUUUUUUAAUUUCAUAUUAAUGGUUUGUCAGGGACUCCAAAGACCCAAUUAUUUGUACACAGAAUACAGAAUAUGUAAAUUUUUCACAUUAUUACUCAUUUGAAUGGUGAUGGAAGAAUGUUUAUUGCCAUAAAAUUGUACACAAAAAUAGAGAAUUUUUACUUUUGAAAAAAUUCAUUUGCACUCCUACCGUUUAAUGAACUAAUACUCCAUUAUUGUUUUUGAACAUUUAGUUUGACUAACAUUACAACCAACCAACCAACCUUCUAACUAAUGAAAAUAAAAAUCCACGGAUAAUUAUCGUAAUCAGAAAACUCAGGAAAAGAACAAUUACAAGACAAAGGGAAGAUUUUUUUCAACAUGUCAUUUUAACAUUAA